This is a messenger RNA of Vanessa tameamea, 3644 nucleotides long. RefSeq names its product UDP-xylose and UDP-N-acetylglucosamine transporter (gene Efr). Bases 165 to 1175 code for a protein of 336 amino acids. Gene Ontology annotation, cellular component: endoplasmic reticulum membrane; Golgi membrane. Gene Ontology annotation, molecular function: UDP-xylose transmembrane transporter activity; UDP-N-acetylglucosamine transmembrane transporter activity. The transcript has 2 exons. The record is from RefSeq and is a predicted model, not a curated record. Gene Ontology annotation, biological process: transmembrane transport. Lineage: Eukaryota; Metazoa; Arthropoda; Insecta; Lepidoptera; Nymphalidae.
CACGGUCAAAACGACGUAUACAAUGUUCCCAGACAAUAAGCCCAACGCACACAAAUGCGAUCUGCCAUCGCUGUCAAACGUCUGCCGCUUGUCAGAAUGUGUUCCAUAUCAUAAUUACAGUGUUUAUUUGUGUUUAAUGUGAAAAAGCUUUGAAAAAAUCCAAGAUGAAUAUAAAAGCAGCUUUGGCGAUUGCCAUGGUCUUUGUUGGAUGCUGUUCCAAUGUAGUAUUUUUGGAAUUGCUUGUUAAGGAAGAUCCAGGAGCCGGCAACUUAGCCACUUUUCUCCAGUUCCUAUUAAUUGCUACCGUUGGAUUCUGCACAGUCGGGAAGUUCGGCUUUGCUAAACGGAACAUUCCAUUCAAACAAUAUCUUCUCCUCGUGGGUUUCUUUUGGACAAGCAGCGUCACAAACAAUUAUGCAUUUGAAUUCAACAUAUCUAUGCCGUUACACAUGAUAUUCAGAGCUGGGUCCUUAAUGGCGAACAUGGCUAUGGGAGUUUGGAUAUUGAAGAAAAAAUACUCGCCUCUUAAAUAUCUUGCCAUUUUCAUGAUUUCAGCUGGUAUUUCUAUAUGUACUAUACAGUCAAGUGGAGAUGUUAAGGCACAAAGAGAAACACAUGCAGAUGCUGCUGAAGAAGAGAAAUUGAAGUUUAUUGACUGGCUCUGGUGGUGUCUGGGCAUAGGCAUCCUAACCUUCGCCCUAUUUGUCUCAGCUAGAAUGGGAAUAUUCCAGGAAUCACUGUAUUCAAAACACGGAAAACAUCCCUGGGAAGCAUUGUAUUACACACAUUUAAUGCCAUUAGUAAUUUGGAUACCGACAGCUCCGAAUCUGAUCAACCACGUCCAAAUAGCUAUGAAUACACCUGAAGUAGAUUUCUUAGGGUUUAUUUUACCUAGACAGAUUCUAUGGAUGAUCCUUUAUGUUCUGACUCAGGGUUUGUGUAUUAGUGCCGUUUAUGUUCUGACCACGGAAUGCGCUUCACUGAUUGUCACAUUGACCGUCACUCUUAGGAAAUUUGUUUCGUUAUUGUUUUCAAUUUUAUACUUCAGGAAUCCAUUCACUUUCGGUCACUGGAUGGGUACAUGCCUAGUCUUUAUUGGUACUAUGAUAUUUACCGAACUACUACAGAAAUUCAUUCUUAUGUUCCUGCCAAAGGAAAAGAAGAAGGUGCAGUAAGAUUAUGAUAGUGUGACGCUGCGUGUUUAUAUGGAUACCCGAUAAACUAUUUAUCAAAUUCCAUUUUAUAGCGAACAAUAAAGUUAAUAAUGCCCAUUUUUUUAAUUCCUUAGCAAUUAAGGUUGCUUAAAUGUACUAUAUACUGUAGCUACCGUUCAAAUUAUUUGUGACAUAUAUUAUAUAUUUUUAAUAUUUUAUAUGUAAUUAUUUUAUCAGGUAUCUAAGCGUUAUAAAUGAUUGACAAGGUGACAAAUGACCUAACUUUUAUGUAUAUAAUUUAAUUAUAUAUAAAUAUUUAUUCAAUUGAAUUACAAUUAAAACAAAUUAUGAUGUAUAAUGUAAUACUUAAGUUACGUACAAUAAUUUAAUCAACAUUUGAUUAGAUUUGGUAGAAAUAUAGGUCUCAAAAUAGCAUAGAUAUAAUAAAAUAUCGUAUCUUUUUUUUUCAGUUGACUUUUUUUAUUGUGUUGCCAUUUAAUAAUGUUAGUGCUGGUGUUAUGAUUGUAAAGUACAAUUAUUUAAAAUCCAUUUGGUAUCAUUAUUGUUGUUAUUAUUAUUAUUAUUUUAUUAAUAAUUUUACUAUGUGGAUGGUGGUUUUGCAUUUUUAGUGUUAAGCAAAUAUAUAAAAAUAAAUGUUAAUGAGUUAUUAGUGUUGUGAAAUAAAAUACUUUUACUGACUUUUAAUACUUUUAUUAGUCGGUAAUAUUUACUCAAUUCUAGAUAUUAAUGCUAUAUAUUAAUUAUCUGUAUAAGAGUUUAUCGUGUCCAUUAAGAGAAGGUAUUAUUAUUUUUUUAAAUAUGUAUGAUUUUUUUAAGAAUGUCAUAGCCCAGUAGUUAUAUUAUUUUGAAAUUACUUUUACAUAAGACUUUUUUGACUCGCGGCGUUGCGAUAUCACUUAUUAUAUAAUGCGUUAUCGUACUAAUAUUGUGUGUUGUAUGUUUGGAUGUUUGACAUUUAAUUACGCAAGAACGAUUGAUUUUGGAUGAAAUUUGGAAUUGAGAUAGAUUAUCCCCUUAACAUAUAGGUUACCUAACUAACCUUCCAAAACAGCCCUACCCCCUUUCUUAUAUGUGGGUGAAGAGCGGGAAAGCUAGUUGAUAUAUCUCAUAUUUAAAUUCCCCCCUUUCUGUACGUUCCUUUUAUAAACACAAGUAUAACUUGUAUUAUAUAAUAUGUAAAAUAAAAUAUCUCUACAUAUUCUAUAAAGUAACACUUCUAUUAUUAUAUUUCAAUAGGAAAACGUGAUAUUGCUAAUAUUAAGCUAUUAACAACCUUAUUACAAUGGUACAAGAUUUAUUUAUGAACAAAUACUGUUUACUUCCAGUAAAUGGUCUUGAAUCUUGAAUAUUUCAUAAUUAUCGAACAUUAAACUAUGAACCUAUUUCAAAUUUCUUAGUAAGUAUUUAUUAACGAACAAUAACAAUUAUUUAUUGAAGGUAGUGUAUGGACGAUUUACGGUUUUUUAACCGACUUAGAAAAGGAGGUUCUCCCUUCGACCCUUGUAUAUAUGUUCGUAUGUUUGUGAUUGUCUCAAAAACUAAUAAUCCGAUUAGGAUGUUUAGGAUUCGUUAUGUUGUAUUAUAUAUAUAUAUAUAUAUAUUUGCAUUCGCUUUUAAUUUUGUAUUCGUUUUUGGUUUCGCUCCAGCUGUCUUUUGUUUUAUAAUUCUACGGUGUAGGUUUGUGUUUAAUUUCAUACGUAACAAUAGGGUAAUAGUAAUAUUGCCUCCAUAUUUAAAAUUGUAAAAAAUUAAGUUGAUUUACAAUUAGGUAUUGAAAUGCAAAUAUUUAUCCGAUGAAACUAACUUAAGCUAUCGUCUACUGUUUAUCAAUCCCAAGGUGAAAAUUGUCAUGACAUUCUGGGAAUAUACGAAUCAAAAAUCGAUUAACGACCUAAAUUUUACGAUUUUGUAAAUCGAUAUAAGCUGGCAUCACUUGUGGUGAUAUUCGUUCCAUUCAUUUUUGUGAAUAUUUAUGUUCCAUUCCACGAGACGAAUUCGAAGGGACAAAAUACUCGCACCUCAUCGGUCGAUGUGCGCCGAUCACACACAAUCUUAAGAAAUGAUUUGUCCAAUAAAGGCGUUUACCAAUGGCUGCACUGGGGCAAUUUCCUUCGGGAGCUCCUUUCGUGGAACUAACUUCAUGGCACAGUACUCUUAUAAUGAUUCGAUCUUCUCAUAUAAAUAUCAAUACGAUUGGUUAAUAAGUGUGGGAAUCGGUAAGGUGAAGAGCUUAUCCAGAUAAAACCGGUAAUAAGCGGUUACUAUAUAUGUAUAUUGUAGGUAAAUGUAUUCUUAUAUUUAUAUAUAGAGUAGAUUAAUCUUGAAAAUAAGCAAGAGAUGACUUGCUUGUAGUGCAAAGAGUUAUCGAUGAAAUAAUGUUCCUUAUGUAUCUUAUUGUAUGAAUAUUGAUCAGUUACGUAACUGUUUUAUGUUUAUUUAUGACAAUUUCAAUAAAGUGGUAUAAAAAUG